UUCCGGUACGGGAAACUUAGCUGCCGCUCUCACCCGGCUUGACAGGCGCGGUUCGUGCAAGUAGAGCUCCCUCUUUUUACCUUGCUCCUGCCUAACCUUGAACCACGUUUGCCGCCGCCGUCCCGUCCCGCAGCUUCAGUCUCCGAACUCGCCCCUCCCUAUGUUCCGGGGCAGGAGUCCUGACAGCGAAGACCCGCCCGCCGGUUCCCCAUCAUGUCCGAAGUGACUAAAGAGCUAAUGGAGCUGGUAUGGGGCACCAAGAGCAGCCCCGGGCUCUCGGAUACCAUCUUCUGCCGCUGGACGCAAGGCUUUGUGUUUAGUGAAUCAGAGGGAUCUGCAUUAGAACAGUUGGAAGGUGGCCCCUGUGCUGUUAUUGCACCUGUUCAGGCAUUUCUUUUGAAGAAGCUCCUGUUUUCCUCUGAGAAGUCAUCUUGGCGGGAUUGCUCAGAGGAAGAGCAGAAGGAACUCCUCUGUCACACCUUAUGUGAUAUUUUAGAAAGCACUUGCUGUGACAACUCUGGAUCAUAUUGCUUGGUUUCAUGGCUGCGAGGAAGGACAGCUGAGGGAACCUCUAGUAUUUCUGGGAGUCCUGCUGAGUCUAGUUGCCAAGUGGAACACUCUUCUGCCUUGGCUGUCGAAGAGCUUGGCUUUGAGCGAUUUCAUGCAUUAAUUCAAAAACAAUCAUUCAGAAGUUUAUCAGAAUUAAAAGAUGCUGUUUCAGACCAGUAUUCCAUGUGGGGAAACAAAUUUGGAGUAUUGCUGUUUCUGUAUUCUGUGUUAUUAACAAAGGGUAUUGAGAACAUAAAAAAUGAAAUUGAAGAUGCAAGUGAGCCUUUAAUAGAUCCUGUGUACGGACAUGGCAGCCAAAGUUUAAUUAACCUCCUGCUGACGGGGCAUGCUGUUUCCAAUGUGUGGGAUGGUGAUAGAGAAUGCUCAGGAAUGCAACUUCUUGGUAUACAUGAGCAAGCAGCUGUAGGAUUCUUAACAUUAAUGGAAGCUUUAAGAUACUGUAAGGUUGGAUCUUACUUGAAAUCUCCAAAAUUCCCUAUUUGGAUUGUUGGCAGUGAAACUCACCUCACCGUGUUUUUUGCCAAGGAUAUGGCUUUAGUUGCUCCUGAAGCUCCUUCAGAACAAGCCAGGAGAGUUUUUCAAGCCUAUGAUCCAGAAGAUAAUGGAUUCAUACCUGAUUCUCUUCUGGAAGAUGUGAUGAAGGCUUUGGACCUUGUGUCAGAUCCUGAAUAUAUAAACCUCAUGAAGAAUAAAUUAGACCCAGAAGGAUUAGGAAUCAUAUUAUUGGGUCCAUUUCUUCAAGAAUUUUUUCCUGAUCAGGGCUCCAGUGGUCCUGAAUCUUUUACUGUCUACCACUACAAUGGAUUGAAGCAGUCAAAUUAUAAUGAAAAGGUAAUGUAUGUAGAAGGAACUGCAGUUAUCAUGGGUUUUGAAGAACCCAGGCUGCAGACAGAUGACACUCCUAUUAAACGCUGUCUCCAAACCAAGUGGCCAUACAUUGAGUUGCUCUGGACCACAGAUCGCUCUCCUUCCCUGAACUGAUUGCCUGCGUACUGAUAAGCUCGUAAUAACAGAUGUGCAAGGGUUUCGGGACUAGUAAAUGGCUCAAUUCAUGAACAGUGGUAUCAUUGAUUAACUGUAAAUAUAACUAAAAAACAUUUUCAGUGUCUAAAAUAUGUUUAAAUUAUUUGUUUUAAAGCUUUAUGUUAAGAGGUAUACUAUUUUGGCCCUUGAUAUGAAUUUUACUAGCAAAAUUAAACUCUAAUCAAAGUCUAUCACUUUGCAGUCAGAUAAUUUGGCCAUUUACUUAUUAAAUGUUUAUUUAAAACACCAAAAUACUGUAGCAUUUUUAUAAUAUCAAAAUCAUUAUUUUUCAACUCUCCCUUUUUUUUUUCAUUUGGCCAGAUUUUUCGUUUGAAUACUUCUGGCUUAUAUCAGCUCCACACUGAAAAUGCAAAAGAAUUAAAUUUAUUUCUGCUCUAAACUCCAUUUUCCAUUAGAAAUAUUGAUAAAUAACAAAUUAUCAGCCUGUUUCCUUUGAAAAUUGGCUUGACUCUGGCAUGUUUACAAAGCAUAGAAACUAUAUGGAAACUUCCCAUUAUUCAUAGGUAUGUGGGGGUGUAUUUAUUUUUUAAUGAUAGAAAAGAGAAUCUGUUCAAUAGUCUUGACACUGUUAACUUUCGGUUCGAGUAUUGCCAAGUGUACUUUCCCAAAUUCGUUCCAACAGCCCUAUAAAGCCAGCUUUCUUGUAUAUUUAUAAAUGUGAUGAAUGCAUGAGAACAUCUGUUAUUACAUUAGUAUACUGCAUUAUUUAUUAUUAUCCUAAUUGAUAGUCUAAAUAAAGACUUUUUUCUUUAA
Octodon degus (degu) is the source of this 2367-nucleotide messenger RNA. It is a transcript of the gene Mindy3, whose product is annotated as MINDY lysine 48 deubiquitinase 3. The transcript has 15 exons. Bases 214 to 1551 code for a protein of 445 amino acids. NCBI's taxonomy places the organism in Eukaryota, Metazoa, Chordata, Mammalia, Rodentia, Octodontidae. Gene Ontology annotation, biological process: protein K48-linked deubiquitination. Gene Ontology annotation, molecular function: cysteine-type deubiquitinase activity; K48-linked deubiquitinase activity. The record is from RefSeq and is a predicted model, not a curated record.